Lineus longissimus is the source of this 867-nucleotide messenger RNA. Its product is annotated as breast cancer type 1 susceptibility protein homolog. Gene Ontology annotation, cellular component: BRCA1-BARD1 complex; plasma membrane; BRCA1-A complex. The record is from RefSeq and is a predicted model, not a curated record. Lineage: Eukaryota; Metazoa; Nemertea; Pilidiophora; Heteronemertea; Lineidae. The transcript is spliced from 4 exons. Gene Ontology annotation, molecular function: ubiquitin-protein transferase activity. The coding region runs from base 77 to 514 and encodes 145 amino acids. Gene Ontology annotation, biological process: positive regulation of transcription by RNA polymerase II; negative regulation of fatty acid biosynthetic process; double-strand break repair via homologous recombination.
ACCCUGUGUGUGCGAACGUACCUUGAAAUACUUCCUUGGAAUAGCGGGAAGAUGUUGGGUGGUUUCAUUGAACUGGAUGAUUGAGUCGGUACAGCAAGGAGUCUGUCUACCGGAGGAUGAUUUUGAGAUCCACGGAGACACUGUCAAUGGUCCCAAUCACAACGGCCCAUUCCGAGCGAGGAAUGCAAAAAGACUUCUCCUGGACAGAUUUGAAAUCUACUGCCAUGGCCAGUUCACUGGCAUGCCUAUUAGUGAUACCAAACUGUUGAUAUUGAUGUUAGGUGCUAAACUGGUAAACCAUCCCAAAGAGUUCACGGAUAACCCUAGGUGCUUUAUUAUUGCUGAACCGGAUAGGACGCUCAAGGAACAGAGCUAUUAUGACAGAUUGAAGCAAAAGUUCUCAGCAGAGGUCGUCUCCAGGGAAUGGUUACUGGACAAUGUUGCCCAAUACAAAAUACAGAAUCCAAGGCUCUAUUCCCUCUGUGAAAACGCACUCACAAAUAACAUGGAGUAAUGCUGGUCUGAAUUAUUGGACUCCUAUAACUCUGUACCAGGAUUUACAUUGUAUCUGCUUUGUAGACAUAUUGAUAUCUCUGUAUUUUUAAGUAAAAUUUCAUAUACCUGUUGUGCGAUUUUGAUGCAAAGUCAUUGAAGCAUGCUUUAAAGUACCAGAGUAUUUGUUUUCAUAUUUUUCUUGUUUUUCGAGUGCCAGAUCUUGAGAGAAAAUUUGUAGUUCUGAAACACCAGAGGGACAGGGUGAACUCGGGCUAACACUGCUCUUUUUCAUUGGUUGUGCAUAGAGUAGAUUUUAUACUGUAAUGUACACGUAUUGAGUUUUAUGCUGAGGGAUUUGGAUCAAGGGUUUGU